Letharia columbiana is the source of this 1353-nucleotide messenger RNA. RefSeq lists its product as uncharacterized. The record is from RefSeq and is a predicted model, not a curated record. The transcript is spliced from 7 exons. Gene Ontology annotation, biological process: microtubule cytoskeleton organization; nuclear division; nuclear migration by microtubule mediated pushing forces. Lineage: Eukaryota; Fungi; Ascomycota; Lecanoromycetes; Lecanorales; Parmeliaceae. Gene Ontology annotation, molecular function: GTP binding; structural constituent of cytoskeleton. Bases 1 to 1353 code for a protein of 450 amino acids. Gene Ontology annotation, cellular component: spindle; cytoplasm; microtubule.
AUGAGAGAAGUCAUCAGCUUGAACGUUGGCCAAGCCGGCUGCCAGAUUGCUAAUUCCUGCUGGGAGCUCUACUGCUUGGAGCACGGCAUCCAGCCUGAUGGAUACCUCACCGAAGAGCGCAAAGCCGCCGACCCAGAUCAGGGGUUCAGCACCUUCUUCUCUGAAACUGGCCAAGGCAAAUACGUCCCUCGUACCAUCUACUGCGACUUGGAGCCCAAUGUUGUCGACGAAGUCCGUACUGGUACCUACCGAGACCUUUUCCACCCCGAACAGAUGAUCACUGGGAAGGAAGAUGCGUCCAACAACUAUGCUCGUGGUCACUAUACUGUCGGAAAGGAGUUGAUUGAUCAGGUGUUGGACAAAAUCCGUCGUGUUGCGGACAAUUGCUCCGGUCUACAGGGAUUCUUGGUGUUCCACUCGUUUGGGGGGGGAACUGGAUCCGGUUUCGGUGCUCUGCUCAUGGAGCGUCUAUCCGUGGACUAUGGCAAGAAGUGCAAGUUGGAAUUUUGCGUCUACCCUGCUCCUCAAGUCGCUACCUCCGUUGUUGAGCCCUACAACUCCAUCCUGACCACUCACACCACUCUCGAGCACUCCGACUGCAGUUUCAUGGUCGACAACGAGGCUAUCUAUGACAUCUGUCGUCGCAACUUGGGCAUUGAGCGACCCAAUUACGAGAACCUGAACCGAUUGAUUGCCCAAGUCGUGUCUUCAAUCACCGCCUCUCUCCGCUUUGACGGCUCACUCAACGUCGAUCUCAACGAGUUCCAGACCAACCUGGUGCCAUAUCCCCGUAUCCACUUCCCUCUUGUCGCAUACUCGCCAGUCGUCUCCGCUGCCAAGGCAUCACACGAGGCCAACUCUGUCCAGGAGAUCUCGAUGUCGUGUUUCGAGCCCAACAACCAGAUGGUGAAGUGCGAUCCUCGCAACGGAAAAUACAUGGCUACUUGCUUGCUCUACCGUGGUGAUGUCGUACCGAAAGAUGUUCACGUUGCCGUUGCUACGCUCAAGACCAAAAGCACUAUUCAAUUUGUCGACUGGUGCCCAACUGGAUUCAAGAUUGGUAUCUGCUACCAGCCACCCCAGAUGGUGCCCAACGGAGAUCUUGCUAAAGUCAACCGCGCCGUCUGCAUGCUGUCCAACACUACCGCCAUUGCUGAAGCCUGGUCCGCUCUCUCCCACAAAUUCGAUCUCAUGUACUCGAAGCGUGCCUUUGUUCAUUGGUACGUUGGUGAGGGUAUGGAGGAGGGCGAGUUCUCCGAGGCCCGUGAGGACUUGGCUGCUCUUGAACGUGAUUACGAGGAGGUUGCUACAGACUCUGCCGAGGGUGAGGAAGGUGGUGAAGCCGAGUAUUAG